AUGCCCAUCUCUAGAUCACUCACGUACAACUCCGUUGCACUGGUAACUGCUCUUGCAUUUCUCAUUUUCAUCACUACGUUCAUUCGUCUAGGCCUCUUCGACGUACAAAGUGCACGUCACUGCAGCAGACGCAUUCAGCUGGACGGCAGGACAUUGGACGACACUUGUCUCCUCUUCAAUUCGACACGCAGUUCGCUGUGGGGUGCAAGAGUCCUACAAAGGCUGGAAGACAGACGUGUCGCAAAGGGCUGCAGCUGCUCGCGAGCUCUUCGUCUAGAACUACAAGACGACGUGCUUAGAAUAAGGAAGCAUGAGCACAACAAGUGGAAAGGAAGAGAAAAAUUUAUUGGACCACGCCCACCGCUGGCUUUCUGCCCUUCUGACUCUCCACUGCAGUUUCCGUCGACUGGUAUAGAAAUCGAACCGAAACAGGGUGUUACACUGGUGGGACUGGCUAUCAGCGCAUCACAAACUUCAUACUGGGAUGACACAGUCGUCGAGAUUGUUUUCAAGUCGAUGCGUGGCCUCGGAGUACUGUCACUGCCGCGACAGUCUUUUUACUCUUUUGUGCGAAUGAAUGUGGUUGUGCGUGGCAACAACACAAACAGAAUGACUUUAUCAGCACAGAGUCGUCACGCGUUAAACUUGAAUGUUGCUUUGAAGGACUUGAUGUAUCAAAGUACAGUUGCAGUUGUCAAUGAACUAGAAACAGUGAGUGUGAGUUUCCUGGGGAACGUGUUUGAUAUCCACAUUCGAAUCCGUCGUAAGCGAAUGCCAUAUUUGCGUAAAACGAGCUCGGUGUUUCCUCGAAUUGAGGAGCGCGUCACGAUUGCCACAAAAACGUUUGAACGAUAUGACAAAGUGAUUCGAUUGAUCGACAGCGUUUUGAAAUACUACCCGAGUUUGACUAUUAUUGUUGCCGAUGAUUCGGUCAAUUUCCAUACUAUAAGAAAGAAAAAUGUUCUUCAUUAUAGGAUGCCUCCACAGAUUGGGUGGUUUGCGGGUAGGAAUCUUGUUGUGAGCCAAGUGAUGACGGAGUAUCUCGUGUGGGUGGACGACGACUUUGUGUUUGACAAGAACACGAAGUUGGAGUUGUUUAUGGAAAAAUUGGAUCGACUGGAUUUGAGACUAGAUUUAGUAGCAGGCCACGUGGUGUCACCUGGCAAGACGGGAAGUUGUGGAUCGUGUUUGCAAGUGGAAAUGGACAGAGAAGGCUAUUGUGUAACAGUCAAUAGAUCGUGCAGUCUGGGACCUCUCGAUGGAUACCCUCAGUGUGUUCUUGUUGAUCGUGCAUUGAACUUCUUUAUGGCGAGAACCAAAUCAGUUCACGAGAUUGGAUUUGAUCCACAUUUUAACCAUAUUGGCCAUACGUCGUUUUUUAUUGAUGGAUAUCAUACACUUCGUUCUGCAUGUUGCAGUGAUGUGUCUAUUGGUCAUUUCUCGGCUGGCAGUAGCCCUUUCUAUCAUCAAAAUCGUCGAAUUUCAGGUCAGGAAUUAAUCAAGCAUCAGAGCUACAUACUGUUUAAGUACAAUAUGAAAUGUAUAAGUUUUGUUUAGUGACACAAAAUGCUUACGUGCGUUUUGCGGUUUGAUAUUAUUAACAAGUCAUGUUGACUGCUAAACUGUCUAUCAGCUUUGUCACUGAAUUGUGUCUGCUAGUGAUUUUCCAAAGAAGUUUAAUUAAUUAUUGUAUAAAUUGUUGAUUUUUGUUUGCGUGUUCAUGUUGUAGUAGUAGCUCAUGGCUGUAUCUUGUUUG
This is a messenger RNA of Corticium candelabrum, 1756 nucleotides long. RefSeq names its product beta-1,4 N-acetylgalactosaminyltransferase 1-like. The record is from RefSeq and is a predicted model, not a curated record. Lineage: Eukaryota; Metazoa; Porifera; Homoscleromorpha; Homosclerophorida; Plakinidae. The transcript has a single exon. The coding region runs from base 1 to 1557 and encodes 518 amino acids.